Messenger RNA from Cucurbita maxima (winter squash), 1020 nucleotides. RefSeq lists its product as uncharacterized. The transcript has 4 exons. Bases 207 to 881 code for a protein of 224 amino acids. The record is from RefSeq and is a predicted model, not a curated record. Lineage: Eukaryota; Viridiplantae; Streptophyta; Magnoliopsida; Cucurbitales; Cucurbitaceae. Gene Ontology annotation, molecular function: zinc ion binding.
AUUAUUAUUAUUUUUAUUAUUCAGUUUUCACUCUGCAGCCGCAUAAACAGUCAGUCUCUAUUGUCUCUUCAUUUUUGUUCUCUAUCUGAUUUCUCUUCUCCCCUUCCCCUUUUCUCAAUAUAUUGAAGAAAUUUCCGAGAAAUUCAUUGUUUUUUAUCGGUUUUUCGACGACCCAGAAGUGGGAGUUGCUUCGAUUUGAAUUGUAUAUGGCAGGAUGCAAGAUUUAUCUGAAGAAAAGGAAAGCAGAUUGGCUUAGCUCCCUAUUGCAAAGCAAAUUUUUUGGUUCUUGUGUUCAUCAUCAAAACAAUAGAAAAAAUGAAAAGAAUGUGUUUUGCAUAGAUUGUGGUAUUGCCAUCUGCAGGCAUUGCUUGAUAUCUCAUUGCAUUCAUAGGCGUUUACAGAUCUGCAAGUAUGUUUAUCAGUACGUCGUUCGUGUUCCCGACUUGCAGAACCAUCUUGAUUGUUGCAAUAUUCAGACUUAUAAGAUAAAUGGGGAGAAGGCUGUUCAUCUGAGUCCCCGGCCACAAUCGAAAGACUCGAAACCAUCGACAAAAUUGAAGUUUGGAGGUACUUGUGAAGCUUGUGGGAGAUACAUACAAGACUUGCCAAACCGGUUCUGUUCGAUCGCUUGCAAAGUCUCUAUGGUUUCAGUGGAACUCAACAAUCAAAGCUGUAGAUGCAUCACAUCAAAGUCGGAUCCGAACGAGAUUUCAUGGAAGGAGAAUCACAAUGUAGAACCCAACACGAGCGAAAUGAAAUCGUCCAUCUCAAUGGCUGAAUCAACUGAAGAGAUCAAAGCAUGGCAAGUGAAGUCAGGUUUGAAUCCAAGGAAGCUUUUGCAUAAAAGGAAGGGCAUCCCACAUCGAUCGCCUUUAAAGUAAUACCGAAACACUAAUUGUGAUAUCAUGAUGAUCAUCUUUGAUACCCCUUAUGCUCCUAAACCCACAUUUUUUGAUAUAUGAAAGUCCUAUAAGCAUAUAGUUAUAGAUAUCUAUAUAUAAUAACAUAUAUUUCACCUCU